Messenger RNA from Micromonas commoda, 663 nucleotides. RefSeq lists its product with no specific name. Lineage: Eukaryota; Viridiplantae; Chlorophyta; Mamiellophyceae; Mamiellales; Mamiellaceae. The record is from RefSeq and is a predicted model, not a curated record. The annotation marks the transcript as partial. The transcript has a single exon. Gene Ontology annotation, molecular function: rRNA small subunit aminocarboxypropyltransferase activity. Gene Ontology annotation, biological process: maturation of SSU-rRNA.
GUGCCCCUCGCCAUGUGGGACCUCGGCCAGUGCGAUCCCAAGCGAUGCAGCGGUCGCAAGCUCGCGCGGCUCGGGUGCCUGCGAGAGAUGCGCAUCCAGCAGAGGUUCCCGGGCGUCGCCCUCACCCCGUCCGCCACCGACUGCAUCUCCCCGAACGACUACGCCCUCGUGCGAACCGACGGCCUGUGCGUCGUGGACUGCUCGUGGAACCGACUGGACGACGUCCCGUGGCGCCGGCUCCACUCCGCGUCGCCCCGGCUUCUGCCGUGGAUGGUCGCCGCCAAUCCCGUCAACUACGGCAAGCCGUGCAAGCUCAACUGCGCCGAGGCACUCGCGGCGGGGCUGUACAUCGCGGGGUACGCCGAGGCGGCGACGCUGCUGAUGAACAAGUUCAAGUGGGGGCACGGGUUCAUAACCCUCAACAGAGACUUGUUGGACUCGUACGCGGCGUGCGUGACGGGGGAGGAGGUGCUCGCCACGCAGAACAGGUGGCUCACCGAGGGCGGGCCGAAGCGUUCCCCGCGGCGCAUGCCCGGCAGCGACGACGACGAGGGAAGCGACGACGAGGAGGAGGAGGAGGGCGGAAGCGACGAGACGGACGAGGACGACGAGGAUGAGGACGGGAUGCCCAGGCUCGAGCCCAACCGCAACAGGACGGAUUUC